Messenger RNA from Dioscorea cayenensis subsp. rotundata (Guinea yam), 1123 nucleotides. RefSeq names its product bidirectional sugar transporter SWEET1-like. Lineage: Eukaryota; Viridiplantae; Streptophyta; Magnoliopsida; Dioscoreales; Dioscoreaceae. The record is from RefSeq and is a predicted model, not a curated record. Gene Ontology annotation, biological process: carbohydrate transport. Gene Ontology annotation, molecular function: sugar transmembrane transporter activity. Bases 213 to 992 code for a protein of 259 amino acids. The transcript has 6 exons. Gene Ontology annotation, cellular component: membrane.
UACUGUAUAUAUAUAUAUAUAUAAUGAAUUCAUGAAGGAGAGAUAUAUAGAAAGAAAGAGGGGCCAAAGAGGAGCUUACAAUUUGAAACUAGUCCUCAAAAGAUUAGCUCAGCAAUUGUGCUAAGUUUUGAAGCUUCUUCUUCUUCUUCUUCUUGUCAUCUUUUAGGGUUUUGUAGUUAGAGGUUGGUGUUGGAGAAGAUAAGAUAAAAGAGAUGCAGAUUGCUCAUUUCAUCUUUGGAAUUUUUGGCAAUGCAACGGCACUCUUCCUCUUUUUGGCACCAGUGGUUACAUUUACAAGGAUCAUAAAGAGGAAGUCUACUGAGGAUUUCUCUGGGGUGCCUUAUAACAUGACUCUUCUCAAUUGCCUUCUCUCAGCAUGGUAUGGAAUGCCAUUUGUGUCACCAAACAACAUUUUGGUAUCAACAAUCAAUGGUACAGGGGCAGUGAUUGAAGCUAUAUAUGUUAUCAUCUUCAUAAUUUAUGCUCCCAAAAAACCUCGGAAACGUAUGUCUGGUUUACUAGUACUAGUCAUCUCUUUAUUCACUAUGGUAGCACUUGUUUCUAUAUUUGCUCUCCAUGGUCAACACCGGAGGUUCUUUUGUGGCAUGGCUGCUACCAUUUUCUCCAUCUGCAUGUAUGGCUCACCUCUUUCUAUAAUGAGGUUGGUUGUCAAAACAAAGAGUGUGGAGUUCAUGCCCUUUUUUCUUUCUCUGUUUACUUUCUUGUGCGGCACUUCUUGGUUCAUCUUUGGACUUCUCGGCAGUGAUUUAUUCGUUACGGUUCCUAAUGGAUGUGGAUGUGCACUUGGAGCAAUUCAACUUAUCCUAUAUGCCAUAUAUAGGAACAACAAAGGAGAAGUUGAGCAAGUUGAUGAGAAAGCCACAAAUAAGUAUGAAGAUUCAAUUGAGAUGAACCAUGCUAAUAUAUACUCAAACAACAAUAAUAAAUCUCAUCUUGUUAAUGUUAAUGUUGAUGUUGAUGAUAAAGUGUAGAGCUUUGUCUUUGUGUUGUUUUAGGUUGAGUGAGUACUUAUGUUUCUUAAGAGUUUGGUUAAACUUAGAUCAUGUAUUGUGUUUGACUGUUUGUGUCUCAAAUAAGGAACUAAUUUUGUUAGGCUUGAGCA